Molecule: messenger RNA, 3243 nt
Organism: Eutrema salsugineum
Lineage: Eukaryota; Viridiplantae; Streptophyta; Magnoliopsida; Brassicales; Brassicaceae
Product: probable LRR receptor-like serine/threonine-protein kinase At1g06840
Exons: 20
Biological process (GO): protein phosphorylation
Molecular function (GO): protein binding; ATP binding; protein kinase activity
Source: RefSeq, a predicted model, not a curated record
UCUGUAUAUUUUUGACUUGUCGCCCGGUUUCAGGGUUCUGCAGAUUUCCCCUCCCACUCCCCAUUUUCUGGUAUUCUUAUCCACUUGCCUUGUAAGAACUUUAUCAUAGGCCGAAGAGCUGAUCUAACUGAAGACUGAGGGCUUAAAUUGCUGCAAUUUGGGAAGCAUAUGCUGACUUAUUGUUAUCAUCUUCCUAUAAACCAACACAAACACAUUGGGUUUCUGGCUGACUUUGUUGAAUAGAUUUUGUUACUUUUUCAAACGCAUCAUGGUGUUGCCUCAAAGAGUCGAUCUACAUGCGCUCCUUACUGUGUGUUGUUGCGUGAUUCUUCUUGCCGAUUCCCAGAGAAUAGACCCUACAGAAGUCACUGCUUUACGAUCAGUUAAGAGAAGUUUGAUUGAUCCUAAAGAUAAUUUGAGAAACUGGAACAGAGGAGACCCUUGCAGGUCAAAUUGGACAGGAGUUCUCUGCUUCAAUGAGAUUGGAACUGACGAAUACCUCCAUGUCCGAGAACUCCUGCUGAUGAAUAUGAAUCUCUCCGGAAGUUUGUCACCAGAACUCCGUAAAUUAGUUCAUCUCGAAAUAUUAGAUUUCAUGUGGAACAAUUUAAGUGGUUCAAUUCCGAAGGAGAUAGGACAGAUAUCAUCCCUGGUACUAUUGCUGUUGAAUGGAAACAAACUUUCAGGCCCUUUACCAAGCGAACUCGGCUAUCUUUCGAACUUGAACAGGUUCCAGAUAGAUGAGAAUAACAUCACAGGGCCAAUACCAAAGUCCUUUUCCAAUUUAAAGAAAGUGAAACAUCUUCACUUUAACAAUAAUUCGUUGAGCGGCCAGAUUCCAGUAGAGCUUUCCAAUCCUACAAACAUCUUUCAUGUGUGAUUGUCAAACUAAAUUUACAUGCUGCUAGAAAACAACAAUUUAUCCGGAAAUCUCCCACCACAACUCUCUGCAUUGCCAAACCUGCAAAUCCUGCAACUGGAUAAUAAUAACUUCAGUGGAUCAGAUAUCCCAGCUUCCUAUGGAAACUUUUCGAGUAUAUUGAAGCUGAGUCUUAGAAAUUGUAGUUUGAAAGGGGCUCUUCCUGAUUUUAACAGGAUACAUCGUCUCAAAUACCUCUGGAAUGAGCUCACAGGACCUAUACCUUCUUCUAAUCUUUCUAAGGAUGUGACAACCAUUGACUUAUCAAACAAUAUACUUAGCGGAUCCAUUACGCAGAGCUUCUCAGAUCUCCCUCUGCUUCAAAUGCUAUUGUUGAAGAACAAUGUGUUAUCUGGAUAUGUCCCUGAUUCCCUCUGGCAGAAUAUCUCAUUACUUAAGAAAGCUAGACUUCUACUUGAUCUCAGGAAUAAUAAUCUAUCACAUGUUCAAGGAGAUCUAUCUCCUCCAGAAAAUGUCACUUUAAGGCUUGAUGGUAAUCCGAUUUGCAAGAACAGAAGUAUAUCAAACGCAGACCUCUUUUGUGAAUCCAUAGGAAAGGAGUGGACACCAUUACCAACCAACUCAACUACUUCUGUUCUGGAUUGUCCUCCUCUAGCCUGUCCCACUCCUGACUUCUACGAAUACAGUCCAGCAUCCCCGUUACGAUGCUUCUGUGCAGCGCCUCUCAGGAUUGGAUAUCGUCUGAAAAGUCCUAGUUUUUCAUACUUCCCUCAAUAUGUUGAUCAAUUUGGCGAGUAUGUUGCCGAUUUUCUUCAAAUGGAACCAUACCAACUCUGGAUCGACUCAUAUCAAUGGGAGAAAGGGCCUCGUCUUAGGAUGUAUCUGAAACUUUUUCCGAAAGUUAAUGAAAUCUAUACAAGAACAUUUAACACGAGUGAAGUUGUCAGAAUCCGAGGCAUAUUCGCGUCAUGGAGAUUUCCCGGUAGUGACUUAUUCGGCCCAUAUGAGCUGCUCAACUUCACUCUGCAGGGGCCUUAUUCAUAUGUUGACUUCAACAAUGAAAGGAAAGGCGUCAGCUGGGGACAUUUGGCAGCCAUAACAGCUGGUGCUGUGGUGACUGCUGUUGCGAUCUCCGCCAUGGUUGCGGUCUUGUUGCUUAGAAGAUACAGCAAGCAUAAGCGUGAGAUAUCUAGAAGACGGUCGUCCUCCAAAGCUUCGCUGAUGAAUUCUGUGAUAAGAGGCUUCAGUUUCAAAGAAGUAGCAGAGGCCACAGACGAUUUUAGCAGCUCAGCUUUGGUUGGACGUGGAGGCUAUGGAAAGGUUUAUAGAGGUGCGUUAUCUGACAAAACGGUUGUUGCAAUAAAGCGAGCAGAUGAAGGGUCUUUGCAAGGUGAGAAGGAGUUCUUGAAUGAAAUAGAGUUGCUGUCGAGGUUGCAUCAUCGGAAUCUAGUGUCACUAAUUGGUUAUUGUGACGAAGAAGGGGAGCAGAUGCUGGUGUACGAAUUCAUGCCAAAUGGCACCCUGCACGACUGGUUGUCUGCUAAAGGGAAGGAGACAUUGAGCUUUGGUAUGAGGGUUCGUGUUGCGUUGGGAGCAGCCAGGAGAAUUCGUUACCUUCACACAGAAGCCAACCCGCCAGUGUUCCACCGAGACAUCAAAGCCAGUAACAUCCUGCUUGACCCAAACUUCAAUGCCAAAGUUGCAGACUUUGGACUGUCCCGUCUUGCUCCUGCUUUGGAGGACGAAGAGGAUGUGCCUAAACACGUGUCCACGGUGGUUCGUGGGACUCUAGGGUACCUGGAUCCAGAGUACUUCCUAACACACAAGUUGAUGGACAAGAGCGACGUGUAUAGCAUUGGAGUUGUGUUCUUGGAGCUGCUGACUGGUAUGCACGCCAUAUCCCAUGGCAAAAACAUCGUGCGAUAGGUGAAGACGGCGGAUGAGAGGAAUAUGAUGGUGUCGUUGAUAGACAAGAGAAUGGAAUCGUGGUCGAUGAAAAGUGCUGAAAAUUUUGCUUCUUUGGCACUGAGGUGUAGCCACGACUCACCGGAUAUGAGGCUGGCGAUGAUUGAGGUGGUGAAAGAGCUGGAGGCACUUCUCCAUACAAUCCCCGAUAAGGAAGGAAGAGUGGAAACGACAUCGUCCUCGUAAGUGCUUUCAACAUCAUCUUCGAAUGUGACGAGAGACCUUUACGAGUCGGCGAGUCUUUUAGGUAGCGAUCUCAGCAGCGGCGUUGUUCCCAGCAUCGCCCCUCGCUGACACCAAAUCAUCAUCUCUGUACAAAUCCAAAUUUAACAAAUGAUCAAAGCUAGCUCUCUCACUUGCACUGUAAUAAUAUAUUUAUAUUCUCUUUUAUUCAAAAG